Eleginops maclovinus (Patagonian blennie) is the source of this 2595-nucleotide messenger RNA. It is a transcript of the gene mettl15, whose product is annotated as methyltransferase 15, mitochondrial 12S rRNA N4-cytidine. Lineage: Eukaryota; Metazoa; Chordata; Actinopteri; Perciformes; Eleginopidae. The record is from RefSeq and is a predicted model, not a curated record. Gene Ontology annotation, biological process: rRNA base methylation. The coding region runs from base 45 to 1286 and encodes 413 amino acids. The transcript has 6 exons. Gene Ontology annotation, molecular function: rRNA (cytosine-N4-)-methyltransferase activity.
CUUCCUCUCUGGACGCUCAUUGGAUGUGAGACGCUGGGCACUGUAUGACGCGCCGGACAUGCUUGCUCUGGAGGUGGAGCUACUCGCUGGUCUACACUACGAUCAUUAUAAGGAUCAUGAUUUUCCACCUGUCUGUUCGCUGCAAUCCAAUGUUACGGAAAACAAAUCUGGCUGUGUGGAGAGCAUGGAGGUCAUGGAAGUUAAGCCUGCACUCAUCUACAGUUUGUGCAUCUUCUGGUACCGGUCCCCUGGACAGAUCUGAAGAACGGUCUUCCGUUUCAUCCGAAAAGCCUCCUCACACGCCUGUCAUGCUUAAAGAGGUGCUUCAUUACUUAGAGAUCCAGCCAGGUCAGGUGGUUCUAGACAUGACAUUUGGGGGUGGUGGUCACACCAAAGCAAUUCUGAAUUUGGUCCCUGAAGUCACAGUCCUGGCCUUAGACAGAGAUCCUACAGCCAUUUCUCUGGCCCAGCAAUUAGCCAAGGAAUACUGUGGUCGUGUGAAACCAUUGCUUGGCAAAUUCAGCGAUCUCGAAGCCCUGUUGUCUAACAUGGACAUUAAGCCAGGCAGCGUUGAUGCUGUCCUGUUGGAUGCUGGCUGCUCCUCCAUGCAGAUGGAUGAGGCGGAGAGAGGCUUCUCCCUUAGCAAGGAUGGGCCCCUGGAUAUGAGAAUGGAUGGGGAGAGGUACCCCGACAUGCCCUGCGCUGCUGACGUUGUGAAUACCUUAGAUCAACAGGCUCUUGCAUCCAUCCUCACUGCAUAUGGGGAAGAAAGACAAGCCAGGAAAAUAGCUUCAGCCAUUGUAGAGGCACGCCGUGUCAACCCCAUCACCCGGACACAGCAGCUGGCCAGCGUGGUGGCAGGGUCGUUUCCUCCAGCGGUUCUUUACGCACGUAAAGACCGACUCCAACGGUCUGCACACGUAGCCACUAAGACUUUCCAGGCUCUGCGUAUCUUUGUGAAUGAUGAACUGAACGAACUUCACACAGGACUCCGUGCUGCUCGGUCGUUACUGGCACCUGGAGGACGUCUCUGCGUGAUCACUUUUCAUUCACUAGAAGACAGACUGGUUAAACGUUACCUCCAGGGAGAGGACUUGUCCAAUCUAGAUCACUUCAGCCCGAGGAAACAAGGCAACGGGAAGCCAAAACUGGUAGAUGAAAACAGAGAUCGUCGGGAUGUUUAUUGGCUUCCUCUGCAGAGAAAAGUGAUUACCCCAGAAAGGUACGAUGUAAAUGAGAAUCCUCGAGGACGCUCUGCCAAACUUAGGGCCGCACUCAGAUGUUAAAAAACGUUUUUGAAAUUCUUUCUCUUUUCAUUCAAUUUUUGAGCUUUUAUACGGAUCGAUUUUUUUCAACAAUCACAAUUAAACUGGUGGAAAGCCAGUGAGGGUUGAAGGCCAACACUACAACAAUGGCCGGAUAUGGCACUGCAUAGCGAUGCAUGAAAUCUGGCGAAGAGAAAGAACAAUUCUGACUCUUCUGUGGUUUUAUUUUUUUUAUUGGCAGGUGAAAGAAAUAAUUGGUGGGAGCAUGUCUCAUAUAUCUACGGAGGUGAGAAGUGACAAAGAAAAAAAAACUUUUUUACUUAGAAAACUGGACUUUCCAAAUUGGGAUAGCUUGUUUGACUCUCAUCUCACUGUCUUCAAUCAGUGAUUGGCGCUGGUUAAGGUGUCAUCUGGAAACUUUGGUCAUGUAAUAUAGCAUUGUGCCACAUUUAACUCGCACAAUGAUGCCAAUCCAUUCACUCUAUUAAUACCGCAACGUGAUUGAGAGCUGUGAAAGCUAGUAAGUUGACCAUUCAUCUAAGAUUAAUGUGAUCUAUAGUUUAAUAUAAUUUAUAUGUACUUAAAGUUUGGCUUCGAGAAGAAAAAACUUUAGGUUGCCACUUCCAAAUUCCAAUACCGCUGGUUCAUCUUUCGCUCACCUUGCUUAGCACCAAAAACCUGUCGAAACUCGAGGUUGUUUUUUUUUACCAAAGUGAAAGUAUUUAAGUGUUUGCCUUUUGUAUUAUAAAUGUUGGACAUUUUUUCCCCGUAUCAUUGCAACACUGGUUUGAUAAAGUACUGAUUGCAUCCUGUAUAAAAUGUAUGAAUUAAAACUUUCUGUGUGCCAUUUAAAUGAAUAAGGUUUUCUUGGAUUGCAAACAGAGUAUAUAAGGCAUUUAUUGCAGCUAUAUAUCUCAAUACGUAAAAAAAAAACACCUUUUCUCAUUGACGUCUGUAUUUUCCCUGAACCUCCCUUGAUGAUUCGCUCAAGUGAAACCUCUACUGUACCGUAUGAAUCAGUAAUGCCACUAAAUACUGAAUGACGCAAGUGUAAGAAGUGGUGCUGAAUGAGCUGGUUGGUUGUUUUUGAGCAUUCUCUCACCUUCAAUCAUAAGCAGAUGAGGUGUUUUGAUCUUUACUAUUUGACUUUUACUAAUUGUAAUUGCUCCAUCAAGAUUAUUAACACUUUUUUUUUUCUUUCUCAGUUUAGUGCUCUCUAAAUAUACCCUUCUUGUUACCUUGGAAACUAAAUGGCGCAAGUAACAUUUAACUGUGUCUAAAAUGAUAUGCUGUUUAUUUGUAUUAUUAAAUAAUAUCGUGAGUUUGUUAA